AAAAAUGGCGUCUUGUUGAGUAUAUUGUUUGAUUGUUAUAUUUGUCAAUCGUGUGUAAAUUCUGUAAAUUCUAAACUUUAUUGAAAAUGUUCACGAAGAAAUUAUUUGACGUAGCGAAUCGUGAAUCAUCCAACUCUAAAAAAUAUGAGCUGGAUGAAACAUGGAUCAAAACAAGUAGCAAUUGUCUAUUUAGUUUAUGGGGUUUAAUUGUGCAUUUAAUUUUACUAUGGGGCGUGCUAGACGUUAAUUUCCACUCGCCUAUUAUUAAGGAAUUACCAGCUAUAACGGCACCACAUGGAGCACCAGCUAAAAGAGUGUUUCUUUUCGUGGCGGAUGGUUUAAGAUUUCAAACAUUUAUAGAUAAGCCACCACUUUAUCUCAGAAACAUAAUGAAGAACAAAGGUGUUUGGGGAAUAUCUCAUACAAGAGUACCUACAGAAUCAAGGCCAGGUCAUGUUGCAAUUGCCGCAGGAUUAUAUGAGGAUCCUAGUGCUAUUUUUAAAGGAUGGCAGGAAAAUCCAGUAGACUUUGAUUCUGUCUUUAAUCAAAGUCAUUCUACUUGGGCCUGGGGUAGUCCAGAUAUAAUUCCAAUAUUUACAAGAGGUAGCAAACAGAAUGUUCAUGGAAAGACUUAUCCUUCGGCAUGGCAAGACUUUGAUGCAAACUUGAGUAAUCAGACAAUGCGCUUGGAUUCCUGGGUAUUUAAUGCUUAUUUAGAAUGGUUACAUUCUACUAUAGCUGAUGGAAUUAAAGAUGAAAAAGGAAUUAUUUUCUUUUUUCAUUUACUUGGAUGUGACACUUUGGGACAUGCUAAAAAGCCAUAUUCCAGGGAAUAUACGGAAAAUAUGAACUAUGUCAGUCAAAGGAUUGAAGAGAUUGUUAAUGUGACAGAAAGGUUUUUUAAAAACGGCACUACUGCUUAUGUCUUUACGGCAGAUCAUGGAAUGACCGAUUGGGGGUCCCACGGGAGCGGUUUGUUGUCAGAGACUGAAACACCAUUGAUUCUUUGGGGAGCUGGAAUAAAAAAGUCUGGAUACCGUCAAGACGUGGAACAAGCAAGCAUAGCUCCAUUGAUAGCAUCUUUAAUAGGAAUACCUAUCCCUGUAAAUAACGAAGGUUUAUUACCGUGGCAGUAUUUUGAUAGCAAUUAUCACGAGUACAUUGGUCGCGCUUUACUUGGCAAUGUGAAGCAGCUUGCAUAUCAAGUAACAGGAAAUCGUGCAAUAAAUUGCGGAAACGGUGGUCUUCUCGAUUGGCGGGAAGAUCAAUUAAAAGACAAAAUUCGUAAAAUUGAACAGCUCCUCGAUAGAGGAGACGUGACAGAAGGAAUCCGCAAGGGUGACGCUGCAAUCAUUUUCGCCAAGGAAGCUUUAUCAUAUUUUCGACAGUAUCAGCGAAUACGAUUCUUGACUUAUUUAUCGAUAAUGUGGUUUGCCUGGAUAACUGUGUUAUUCUUGAAGAUUGCUGGCGCGGAACGCCAAUAUCGUCGAAUCUCUCUGUUACUGUUAACAAACAUUGGAUUCGUGAGCCUGCUGAUAAUAACAUUAGUGGGGCAUAUAGUGUCCGAUUGCGGUAACUGGAGAUUGCCAUGCUACGCGUCUUUCGCUAUAAUAUCAGUUUGGCUCGCCGUCAAUACUCUAAUUACAUCAACGCCUGUAUUCGUGGUAAAAAAUAAGAGACAGCUUUUCAUAGAGAUUGGAGGCACACUAUUUCUGUUGAUGACAUUAUUUUUCGGGCUGACGUACAGACUUGCCCUUAGCAUCGGUAUGCUAUCUACCGUGUUGAUACGGAAAAUACAAUCGGGAAACCUACAGUCUCCUAUGUUUCUUUGGACGUCCUUGGCGCUGUGCGUAUUUCCCUUGUUACCAGUUGUGGAGCCAUACCCACGCGUUUACAUCGUGAUAAUUAGUAUUUGCCUGACUAUUUCGAUAGUGGUUCUCCGUGAGACCUCACGGAGUCGGAGGAUUAUGGAGAUCUUACGUUUAGUCAUCACAGGUUUCGUAUACACAAAAUUCAUCGACGGUCGAUACUUGGUAUCAUGGAUUAUUUUGUUGACAACACCGUUAUGUAUCUGGCAAUAUCCAACUGAAGUCAAAACAAGAAUGUUGGGCAUAACACUUGGACUUUUUUGUCCGUUCGCAUUAUUGUCCGCGUCGUACGAGCCGCUUUUUUUACUGACACUGACAGGCAAUUUAUAUUGUUGGUUAACGGCUGCUCCGGCCACUCCAAAGUAUUCAAAAAGAAGUACAUUGUCCACAGAGGACAUGAUCGAAGCAGCAUUUUUUAUGUUGUAUACAUUAUUAUGCUUUUUCGGCACAGGAAAUAUGGCGAGUAUCAGCUCGUUCGAUCCAUCUUGGACACGCCAUUUCGUCACAGUUUUCUCCCCAUUUCUAAUGACAUCUUUAAUCCUUCUUAAACUUAGUAUUCCUUUGAUAUUAGUCGGCUGCGCAAAUCACGCUUUAGGAACGAAGUCCAUUUCUUUGGCAGUUCUUUUCUUGGGAGAUUGCUUAUCGCUACCUUUAAUGUAUUCCGUUACGCCGUACGGCAGUUGGCUCGACAUUGGUAGCGCUAUUAGUAAAUUUAUAAUUGCUAUUUCUCUUCCGUGUCUUUUGCUAUUGUUACAGCGUCUUUCAUAUCUGCUUAUGAAAAUAGAUUCGAGAUUAUUCCAAGUAAGUUUAGUUUCUCAGAAAACGCACAUUGUAUAAUUUUCUGAAUACUUAUAUAGAUGCAAUAUGUUAUAAAAUGUCUUAUAUGCAAGACAGCGAGACUGGUUUACUUAUAAUAUAUCAUCAGUUUGAUAAUGAUUGAAACUUGAUUGAUUAAUAAUAUAAAUAAACAUGGACAACUGUCUCUUAUGUCUUAUAUCUUUUAUAUGUCAAACAUGAUAAAAUAAGUAGAAAUAAAGAAGUUGAAUAGAAGAAAUCGAUUGUUCCCAAUCUGCUUUUCAAAUUUACUCGAUUUUCAUUACGGAAGUAUGCAUACUCAAUACAAUGAAACAAAUAUGUGUAAAACAUUUGCUCAGCAAAAUCAAAUAUACUUUCCUGCACAGAGAAAAAGAUUAUUUUCUCUC
This is a messenger RNA of Harpegnathos saltator (Jerdon's jumping ant), 3070 nucleotides long. RefSeq names its product Phosphatidylinositol glycan anchor biosynthesis class N. The coding region runs from base 87 to 2705 and encodes 872 amino acids. Gene Ontology annotation, molecular function: mannose-ethanolamine phosphotransferase activity. The record is from RefSeq and is a predicted model, not a curated record. Gene Ontology annotation, biological process: GPI anchor biosynthetic process. NCBI's taxonomy places the organism in Eukaryota, Metazoa, Arthropoda, Insecta, Hymenoptera, Formicidae. The transcript has 8 exons. Gene Ontology annotation, cellular component: endoplasmic reticulum membrane.